Molecule: messenger RNA, 1025 nt
Organism: Prorocentrum cordatum
Lineage: Eukaryota; Dinophyceae; Prorocentrales; Prorocentraceae
Source: the annotation of a GenBank genome assembly
GGCGCGCCAGCGGCCAUGGCCGCCGCGCUUGGCGCGGGCGGCAAGACAUGGGCGGCUGCGAGCGCGCGGACGCUCGCACGGCGACGCCGCCGAGAAGUUCGACAGGAGCUCGGAGCGUCUCGCGCCGCCGCGCUGGUGUCGCGCGGCAAGGCGCUCCGAGCCUCGCUCCGUGCACACUGGCGAUUAUGCGAUCGGCUGGGGGUGCAUUACCCCAGCGUCGGAGAGGCGUUGGCAGCGGCCAGGCUCCUCCAGUGGCCGCGCGACGAGCUUCUGGAGGUCGAGGACGCGCUGCGCUUCGGCCACCGCGCCCGGCACGCGCCCCCCCCCGGAGGCUGCAGGAGGCGCCCCGCAGUUGUCUGGCGGCCUGCCGUUGCGAGCGCAGGCCUUCGAGUGCGUCGUCGCGGGCCACGGCGCGGCGCUGCGUGCCGAGGCGCCCGCCUUUGCCCCCAGCUGCAUUGGCGAGGCGGCAGCCAGGGCGCGGGAGUCCGCCCUGUUGGCCGCGCUCGAGGUGACCCAGGUGGCCGGUGAGAAGGGCGUCGACGAGGUGAAGGAGACCGUCGACCAGGUGCUCGGCGAGAAGGCGCUCUUCGAGUCGCUCUUCACUCAGAAGGGCGAGACGUUCGAGGAGCAGGUGCUCGGCGAUAAUGCGUUCAUCGAGCCGCUCUUCACGCAGGAGGGAGAGACGCUCGAGGAGCAGUCGAUGGACGUCAUCAGCAACGACGCGGGCGUCGACCAGGUGCUCGGAGAGAACGCGUUCAUCGAGCCGCUCUUCGCGCAGAAGGGCGAGACGUCCGAGGAGCAGGGGCUCGGCGAGUACGCGUUCAUCGAGCCGCUCUGCGCGCAGAAGGGCGAGACGGUGCUGGGCGUCAUCCGCGUCGAGGUUGGCGUCGACCAGGUGCUCGGCGAGAGUCCGUUCAUCGAGCCGCUCUUCGCGCAGAAGGGCGAGACGUUCGAGGAGCAGGUGCUGGCGCCGCCGACCGCUGCCGCCGCGGAGUGCGGGUUUGUUUUGCUCCUGGGCGACCUCG